Messenger RNA from Nerophis lumbriciformis (worm pipefish), 972 nucleotides. Its product is annotated as growth hormone-regulated TBC protein 1-A-like. Gene Ontology annotation, biological process: regulation of GTPase activity. Gene Ontology annotation, molecular function: small GTPase binding; GTPase activator activity. The record is from RefSeq and is a predicted model, not a curated record. NCBI's taxonomy places the organism in Eukaryota, Metazoa, Chordata, Actinopteri, Syngnathiformes, Syngnathidae.
UUUGAGAGGCGUCACCAUGUGGAGUCCUACAGCCAAGUGAUGGACAGGUAUGAAGGUGUCCUCAACAGACGGUCCAUGAGGUGGUCCAAACUCCUUCAAGAGAAACCGCAUGUCAAGAAGGACUGGACAGUAAAGAGAUUUGUGCGUAAAGGCGUACCCAGCGAGCUCCGUGCCAAAGUGUGGAUGUCAACCAGUGGCGCCCAGGAGCGACUGGACAGCAAGCCUGGCUACUACCGCUCUCUUCUGGACAUGCAGCAUGACCCCAGGCUGACAGAGACCAUCCACUUAGACGUCCACAGGACCUUCCCUGACAAUGUCUUCUUCCAAAGUCAAGCAGAGCCUGGCCUGCUGAAGGCACUGCAUAAUGUGCUGCUGGCAUAUGGACACCAUAAUACGGAUGUGGGGUAUUGUCAGGGGAUGAACUUUAUUGCAGGCUACAUCAUUAUAAUCACCAAGGAGGAGGAAAAAGCCUUCUGGCUGAUGGAUGCAUUGCUGGGAAAAAUACUUCCAGACUACUACAGUCCGGCCAUGGUGGGCCUGAGGACGGACCAGGAGGUUCUUAAGGAGCUGGUGAAGACCAAAGCUCCAGCUGUGGGCCAGCUCAUGGACCAGUAUCCUGGCAUAUGGAGUGUGGUGGUGUCACGUUGGUUUAUCUGUCUUUACGUCGACAUUCUGCCCAUCGAGACCGUCCUACGGAUCUGGGACUGUCUCUUCUACGAAGGUUCCAAAGUACUUUUCCGGGUGGCACUGACUCUGAUCCGACACAACCAGCCGGAAAUCCUGCGAGCUCGCUCUUUGCAGGAUGUGUGCCAGUGUUUCAAACAGAUCACCUGUGGAGUUUUCACGCUGGACUGCCAUACUUUCAUGCAGAAAAUCUUUGCUGAGCCCGGGAGUCUGUCUAUGGCAACUAUUGAUAAACUGAGAGACAAAUGUCGGCAAGGGAUACAGGAAGACGAAUCAAGACGGCUCUAA